CGUCAGCGUCAGCGCCACCUCUUUCAACCGAUUCCUUCCAAAAGCGAAUACGACAAGGGACAAUGUGGGAAGAUGUCGGAGCUUGGAGGCAGCAACUGUUUUCCGUGUCUCUUGCUCGGUGUCAAUGUCAGUCUUGCCCUUGUUGAAGGAAUUGUUGCUUUCGUUGCGUUGUUUCAGGGGAGGAAAAGGAAAAAGAAAAAAAAGAAAAAGAAAAAGAUAAAAGGACAGUUUCUGACAGGUGAUGUGUUUAAGUGGAUUUGGUUUAUCCACAUCAAAUGACAUAUAAUAUUACAACCUUCGACCUUGGAUAUGAUAUGCCAACAAUGGCUGCUUCUCUCUCCUUUCUACUUCUUCCACUAGGUUCUACUUGUAAAAGUUUGGGCUGCAAUCCUCAAGGCAUUGCUGCUGACAGGCUUCGAUGCUUGGUUCCGCAAUACCAAAGAUCGGCGGUAAAAGCAAAGGCCUCAGAUACAACUGAAUGUGCUGCUAUGGUUAAUAGCAGUUCACGCAGAGACUUUCUUGGAUUGGCUUUGGGAGUCUCAAGCCUCUUUGUUGGUUCAUUGGAAGGCAAAGGAGCUGGUUUGCCCCCAGAAGAUAAGCCGAAACUAUGUGAUGAAGCUUGUGAGAAGGAGCUUGAAAAUGUAUGUGGUUGUGAAAUUGAAAUUUGUCCUCCUAACUGUUGGUUGCUUUGGAGCAGAGGAUUAGCUGGUGCCAGGACAUUGCUUGAUCCUGUGCUAGAGUAUCUGGCUGUGGGCAAGAUACUGACAUUUGAACAUAUCAAUGGUGGUCUCCCAUGUCAUGGAAUGGAGAGGUGGAACAAGAAGCCUGAGAAACCAGCUGAUACUUCACAAUUUCGGAGUCAGUUGGAUGCGUUGGGCCUGCGCAUUGUUGACAUAACAGCACAUGGGUAUCAAAUUAAAUGA
This is a messenger RNA of Arachis ipaensis, 923 nucleotides long. The record is from RefSeq and is a predicted model, not a curated record. Lineage: Eukaryota; Viridiplantae; Streptophyta; Magnoliopsida; Fabales; Fabaceae.